GCGGAAUGACAUGCAGCCAUUUUUGACCGUAUUCAUCAAGCCCUUCCCCCCCUUCAGCAUCUUUAGCAGGACGGCGAAGAAAGCUGGAGCGGGACAACGGAUGCCAAUCGAAAGGAGACUUUACCGAAGAUGGCCUCGCCAAGAACCAUAACCAUUGUCGCCCUUUCUUUUGCGCUGGGUCUGUUCUUCGUGUUCAUGGGUACAAUUAAACUCACGCCAAGGUUAAGCAAAGAUGCCUAUAGUGAAAUGAAAAGGGCGUACAAGAGUUAUGCAAAGGCCCUUCCAGCAUUGAAAAAAAUCGGUGUUUCUUCUGUACUUCUACGCAAGAUUAUUGGUACUCUUGAGGUGGGAUGUGGAAUUGUUCUGACCCUUGUGCCAGGGAGACCAAAAGACGUGGCCAACUUUAUUCUGCUGCUGGUCAUGCUAGCGGUGCUUUUCUUCCACCAGCUGGUUGGAGAUCCUCUAAAACGCUACGCUCACGCCCUGGUGUUUGGUAUUUUGCUGACGUGUCGGCUGCUCAUUGCUCGUCAGGGUGAGGACCGGCCUGAGAGGGAGGAGAGACGAGAAGAGCAGAUCACUGCCCAGGAAAAAAACAAAGUCAAAGUUUCUUAGCUCCACAGUUUCACAGAGAGCGCCAGGCAGCAGAUCUGAUUCUCUGGAUAGUAGAGAAGGUGCUCGGAAAAAAAGACAGUAGUCCCAAAAGGUGAUUUAUGUCCCACAGCUACAUAUCAGCAGCCUGAAAACCAGAUGUUAUGUUACCUUUACCUCAUGUCUCACCUGUAAAACGUCUGAUUUAAAAUGCUAAUUUUCAAUUUGGACAAUCACCAUUGUGGCAACUGUUUUGGUUGUGGUUUUGCAACAUAAAAUUAAACUACUGUAAUUCCCUGCUGUAUUUAUUGUUAUUGUUCUUUUGGCCCUGCAUUGAACAACAUAAAAAAAUGCCACAGAUCAUACAGGUUUCUUCAAAUGUCAACAAUUUUUGUGAUGUUUUAUUUACUUUUGAACUACUGUCAAUGAAUACUAUAUAAAGCCGGUUCUGUUUAUACUGAGAUAGAUUUUUGUUUUAACUAUUAUUAUUAUUAUUAUUAUUAAAAAAUGCUAUACACAGUUUGUUAAAAUGGCAGAUGGUGGCAUUUCUGUUGCCUCGAAAUCUGUUACAAAAUCAAAACUGAAAACAUAACAGCAUACAUUUGUUCAGAUACAUGUAAGUUCUGCAUAUUAUUACUGUUUUUUUAAUUUGAGUAUGGAAAUGUUUCUUUGUUUAUUUUUAUCAAAUUUGAUUUUCUAGCUUGUCUCUUGAAAAACAGUCUAAUAAACAUCGUACCAUUGGAUUCUUAUUGUUGAUUUCUCCUUUUGAGUGAUAAAAGUACCACGUUAUUUUACUCUUUUUCUUACUAAAAUGGAUCCCCCCGUCCAUUUUCUAUCUACUGUAUUUUCUUUAGAUCAGUUUGUUCCUUUAUACUGUUCCUGAAAAUUCAGCACUGCUCAUUUGAGGCGUCUUACUAAUUUUACAUACUUAAUUCAAGAUAUGCAUCACUGCUAAUAAACCGAAUAGAUCAGGUGUGUCAAAUAAGUGAUACAUUCAAAAUGCACAGUGCUGGAAAGAGGUAGAAUUGAGAAACUUGUCUGAUAUGUUUGGAUGUAUGCUGAUAAUUUGCUGUUUGUAAGUGAGUAAAGAUACCUAACAGAUUGUGAUCGGUGUCCAAACCUUUACCAGAAUGCCCGGCUAGUUCAUGGACUGAAUUGUGCGUUCUUAGUUUACACAGAAUGGGUCAUAUUAUACUCUUGACAGUGAGGGAAAAAACUGAUGUUUGUGCAUGCAGAAUCUGACAAUAAAACCUCUAUGCAGUUUA
This is a messenger RNA of Puntigrus tetrazona (Sumatra barb), 1853 nucleotides long. RefSeq names its product transmembrane protein 35 (gene tmem35). The record is from RefSeq and is a predicted model, not a curated record. The transcript is spliced from 2 exons. Lineage: Eukaryota; Metazoa; Chordata; Actinopteri; Cypriniformes; Cyprinidae. Gene Ontology annotation, molecular function: acetylcholine receptor regulator activity. Gene Ontology annotation, biological process: chaperone-mediated protein complex assembly; positive regulation of protein localization to cell surface. Bases 130 to 612 code for a protein of 160 amino acids. Gene Ontology annotation, cellular component: endoplasmic reticulum.